Messenger RNA from Daktulosphaira vitifoliae (grape phylloxera), 1791 nucleotides. Its product is annotated as prostaglandin G/H synthase 2-like. Gene Ontology annotation, molecular function: peroxidase activity; heme binding; oxidoreductase activity, acting on single donors with incorporation of molecular oxygen, incorporation of two atoms of oxygen. The coding region runs from base 879 to 1775 and encodes 298 amino acids. Gene Ontology annotation, biological process: response to oxidative stress; cyclooxygenase pathway. The transcript is spliced from 6 exons. The record is from RefSeq and is a predicted model, not a curated record. Gene Ontology annotation, cellular component: neuron projection; cytoplasm. NCBI's taxonomy places the organism in Eukaryota, Metazoa, Arthropoda, Insecta, Hemiptera, Phylloxeridae.
UAUAACGAGCAAUGUGCAUUUGUAUAUUACUUUUGGUAUUUAACUAACUGUAGUGUUUUAAAUUUUACCCUUAAUAUUCAUUUUGUCACAUCUUCUAUACUAUUAUACUUUAGUUUAAGCAUACAAACACGUAUAUAUUUUAGAUUACACAUUAUUAGAACCAGAACAGGCGGAUAAAAUAAGGUCAAUUUUAGGAGUGAAUUAUAAUAAAAAUACAGAUUUAAUCAGAGGUGAACCAAGAAAUGUAUGGUUUUUUAUACCAUUUACAUACAAAUAUCAACUAAAAAAUUUAUACAAGUUUCAUCUCAAACAAGGUACCAAAUUAGUAUUUUAUUUCGGAUCAAAAAAUUAUUUAAGUAUUAAUUCUGGAUAUGGAACACCAUAUUCAAGGCUUCUUCCACCUUCGAACACAAGCCAAAAGAUGCCACAACUGUCUAUAUUACACACAACACUAUUUCAAAGGUCUCAAAUGAAGUUUAUUCCUAAUCCAGAGAAUACGAACUUAUUAUUUUUUUCAUUUUAUCAAUACUUUGUUCUACAAUUUUUUAACACAGACUCAAAACUAGAGGUAACUGCUUCUCAAUUAUACGGAUCCAAUGAUAAUACAAUGAAGCAGUUGAGAAGUUUUACUAAAGGAAAAUUGAAAACCGAACAUUUUAAUGGAGAACAUUAUCCUCCAUAUUUAUCAUCAGUUAAAAAUGUUCAUAUGGUCUAUCCUUCAAACAAAUAUGAUUCUAAUAAUUAUUGGGUGAGAUUUUAAUUUCAUACAUAUAUGUAUAAAAACCCAAAAGCAUACUAAAUCAAGCACUUUCAAUAUACAUAAGUUUGAUAGAAUCGUACAUUCUAAUGACUUUAAGAAUCAAGAUCCAAAAUGGGCAAUGGGUCAUCCAUUGUUAAGUAUGAACCCACUUUUAUUUGUCAUGUCAACUCUUUGGAUUCGCGAACACAAUCGUGUGUGUAAUAUAUUAUUUAAAAAGUGUCCUCAAUGGUCGGAUGAACGUUUAUAUGAUACUAGUAAAUUGAUUGUUAUUGGCGAAAUGAUAUCCAUCAUGUCAAAUGAAAUAAUGAAUGCUCAUACAAAGUAUUCAUUAAAACUACGUUAUGAGCCGGAAAUUUUACAAACUAGUGUAUCUAUUCCUCUUGCAAAUGGAAUCAAUUCUCCAGAUGAAUUACUUUUUGCUACUAUGUGGCCAUCUAGCCUACCCGAUAAACUAAAUCUUACAAGUCUCAGUUCAUUACUAUUUGGUAAUAAUCGACAACUCUUUGUUGAUGGAUUAAGCAACAUAAUUCAAUUAAUGAUAAGUCAAAAAAUGGGCAUGAUUACGAGUAAUAAUGACGGCCCUGCAACAGAGCCACUAACUAAAGUGAUGUUAAAGCUUUCUAGAGAAAAAAAGUUUCAAAGUUUUAAUAAUUAUCGAAGGCACUUAGGUUUAGUGCCAUAUAAUAACUUUUAUUCUUUAACUAAAGAUAAAAAACUAGCUGUUCAACUAAAAAACUUAUACGAAGACAUUGAAAACGUUGAGUUAAUACCAGGAAUGUUGGUGGAAAAACAUAAAAAUGGGGUAGUAUCUUCCACUAAUAUGGCUAUUUCAAACAACUUGAUAAUGACUGCAAUUUUAUCCAGUCCAAUUGGAAGCGAAAGUUGGUGGAAACAAGACACCUUUGGUGGUGAUGAAGGAUUUGAAAUAGUAAAAACAGCUACUAUUAAAAAAUUAAUUUGUUAUAAUUUAAUAGAUCAAUGUAAAAGUUUUGAUGUUAAGUUAAAAUCAAUGUAGUUAAUUUCUACUAAUA